This is a messenger RNA of Seriola aureovittata, 2571 nucleotides long. Its product is annotated as 5'-3' exonuclease PLD4. The record is from RefSeq and is a predicted model, not a curated record. Lineage: Eukaryota; Metazoa; Chordata; Actinopteri; Carangiformes; Carangidae. Gene Ontology annotation, molecular function: catalytic activity. The coding region runs from base 169 to 1617 and encodes 482 amino acids. The transcript has 11 exons.
AGAAGUGAAACUAAAAAUGGGAACUGUGCUGCGAUAUAUUCAGAGGCAGAGCUAUCUAUUCAUCUCAGUGUCGGGUGAAAGCUGGAGGGGAAUAAUCUAUUUGCAUUGAACUCUUUCUAGUGGAGAAUAAUCUACAUCUGCCUUGAAUGAGCAGUCUUUGAAAGGAAAAUGUCCUCUCCGUAUAGAAGCCUUCAUGACAGUUAUGUUUCAAACAAAGGGAGGUCGACCAGCUGCGUGACAUUAGGUGUGGUUUUGGGCUGUCUGAUAGUCCUGGGGAUUUUGCUUGCCAUCGCUGUUCUGGAAAGACCCAAGCCACCCAAAGAUCAUGAGACACUCCCAAAGGAUGGUGGGGCCAAUUUCUCUACAGACCAGUGCAGCAUGGCCCUUGUGGAGAGCAUUCCCCAACAUGUGAAAUAUAACGACAAUGCAACGCUCGGUAUCCCCCUGGAACAAGUCUGGAAAGAUCUAAUCUCCAUGGCAACGGACCAGGUAGAAGUGGUCUCUUUUUACUGGACCUUAACUGGGGAAGACAUCAACGUCAACUCGUCUUCUGACAUACCUGGAAAGGAUAUCCUGAGAGAACUUGAGGCAUUGCCCUCCAGGAAUGUAUCUGUCCGAGUGGUGACCAGUGUUCCCACAGUUAGAACAAACUCCACAGAUUUAAAGAUCUUAAAACAGAAAGGAGUUCAUGUGAGGGAGGUGAACUUUGGGCGCCUGAUGAAAGGUGUCCUCCACACUAAGUUCUGGAUCGUGGACAGAAAACAUGUGUUUAUUGGAAGUGCCAACAUGGACUGGAGAGCUCUCACACAGGUGAAGGAACUCGGAGUGGUCAUCUACAACUGCUCCAGUGUGGCAGAGGACCUCCAUAAGAUCUUCCAGUCUUACUGGGUGAUGGGAGAAUCCAACAGCUCCCUGCCAAGGCCCUGGCCUUCAAACUAUGACACUGACAUCAACAAACACCACCCCCUGUUGGUGGAAGCUGAUAAUGUCUCCAGCAGUAUUUACCUCUCAGCUUCUCCACCAUCAUUCUGUCCUCCAUCGAGGACUCAGGACCUGGAGGCGAUUCUCUCCAUCAUCUCAGAGGCUGAGCACUAUGUUGAUGUAGCUGUCAUGGAGUACUUCCCCACCACACGCUUUGAAAAGCCUCUGCGAUACUGGACGUUCAUUGAUGACGCCAUCAGGAUGGCUGCAUUCGAGAGGAAGAUUAAGAUCCGGAUGCUGAUCAGCUGCGGGCGUGACUCUGAUCCAGCCAUGCUGCCCUUCCUUAAGUCUCUAGCCUCAAUGGACAGCCCUCACCACCAGAUCAGCAUUCAAGUAAAAUUGUACAUUGUGCCUGUAGGAAACCAGACUGAUAUUCCAUACUCCAGAGUCAACCACAAUAAAUACAUGGUGACGGAUAAAGUAGCUUACAUUGGUACCUCCAAUUGGUCAGGGGACUACUUUGUGACCACAGCUGGAGUAGGCCUGGUGAUUUCCCAGCAUGCUCCUCACCCUGAAUGGAAGACCAAGGCCCUGCAGCACCAGCUCAGGGUGGUUUUUGACAGAGACUGGAACUCUAAGUUUGCUGUGCAUCUUGCUGACCUGGGGCACCACCCAGACUGUGCACUAUCAACAUGACAGAAUAAGAAGUUCUCCAUGAAAUACAUAUUGUUAUCAAGGUUGUACUUGUGGCGUAGUUGUAAUUUAUGUUGUUUUUAUAUUAUCUCUGUUAUAUGAUCGCUCACUCUCUCUAUAAGCUUCCACAUCAGAUGAUUAACUUACACUUUCAGUUGUUGACUAAAUUAAUACACUUGUAACUGUAAAUAAGGUUUAUUGACUUAGCACUAAUUUUUUUUUUUUAGAUUAGUGGUCGUCUGGUGUUGACUGACUGUUGAAUGUAUGAUUACUGAUACUGUAUAAUUACAAAACCGAUGUUAUUCAUAUACUUUAUAAUUAUUAAACAUGUGUAAACAUCAAUGAGAUAACAAACAAACAAAGAAUUUUAUUUAAGUCCAGAGACUGCCCCUUGUAGUGACCACAGGAUGAGUGGGGGAACCUCUUUGUUGCUGGCCAUACCUUGCUGUGUGUUGGAUGCUGAAAUACCACUUGUGCCUAUCGUUAUGCUGCAUCAGUAACUUUCAUUGUCAUUGUGACUGGCUAUAAUAACAUUGACCAAGACAGGACUGUAAAACCAGACACUAACACCAGAAUUAGAACCAGGGGUUGGUCAGCUAGGACAGAUGUGAUAGGCUAAUACUGUGGUACACCACAACCCUUAGCAAAUCCAACCAUGUCAGUUCACUUCACCUGUCCAUUCCUCUAUUGUUCAGGGGUCAGGAAGAAGCCAGUGCCUAUUCGUUGAAUGAAACGAAUGAAAGUAAAUUUUUCCUUAAAUAAAUGUGUUAAACUGGAGAGGUAUUUUCGUAUUGAAUAUGCCUUUCAAUGCUUUAUGCAUUCUCUGUCCAGAAAUGUCUUAUUACUGGACAUUCCCAGUGAUUGGCAUCAUGACUCCCACACUGUCACACUGUCUAAUUGGUAUGCUCUCCUGUUGAGUGUGCUUUCUGCUUUGGGGUAAUAAAAAAUUGAAUUAGA